GCUUCAAUAUCGCAUCCGACCACGUCUUCGAUAUAGAAAUUGUUUUCCGUUUCGUGUCUGUGGAAAAGUGCUCAGUCUCGUGAAGGUUCGACAAGAUCGUGGACAUAACUCCGAGGACUUGCACAUCUGAAACCGGGGACUUUGAACCAUCAGAAAGCGCUCCAGAGUGAUUCGCCGAAAAUUGCCUCAAAAAAGUGCCUCGGAAAUAAAGUGGAUAUCUUUUUGACGAAGAGAGUGUUCUUCAAUACGAAACGUCAAAUUUUUGAAAAAUUUGUGACAGAGCCUCACGAGAUGGCUAAGGCGUGCAUAUUGAUUGCGUUGCUGCCGCAGUUGCUUUGUACGCUAGUACAAGGACAGAAAUCUCCGUGUCCUCAAUACUUCACUUUUAUAUCAAAACCUGGAACAGACGAAGUAAUGGGACAGAUCAAAAUUCCAUCCCCAUCAAAAACUGGUGAUCUCCAAUUGAAAAUAGCUUUUCAAAUGAAUGUAAAGUUGCCUUCAAAAUAUGUUGGUCUUUUGGAAUUGGCACGAUCACUAGAGGAAACUGCUCAAGCUGUUUAUCAGGAUAAGAAUGUGUUGUAUUAUGUUCAUUUUCCCUUACGCCAUGUAAUUCCAACAGUGACCGGGAUAUGGUUCAAUGGUCAACAAUAUUGUUCAGGUCACAAAGAUUUUGUUUCAGCAACUGAAGAUAUCAUAAUUACUAACACGUUGGAACAUACUCUGACAUUGCCAGACACGAUCCCACUACAGUAUACGAUACCAAAUACGUCGCCUCAAACUCCAAGAUCAACUCUCUCGCCUCAAACCCUAAGACCGACUUUCUGGCCUCAAAUUCUGAGACUGACUCGCUCACUUCAAACAUCGAGACUGACACCAAUAAGUCAGCCAACUACUCGGAAGAUAACUCGACAGAAAAGGCAGAAAAAAACUACCGUCACCCUCUCUCCGAGAAUUAACCAGAACCCAUUCUUGACGGAUUCCGAUACGUCGCCUCAAACUCCAAGAUCAACUCUCCCACGUCGAACACCGAGACCAGCACCAAUAAGUCAGCCAACUACUCGGAGGAUAACUACUAACGUCACCCUCUCUCCGGGAAUUAACCAGAAUCCAUUCUUGAUGAAUAUUAGCCGGAUCCCGGCGCCGAACUCAAAUUACAAUUGUGGUGUCAACAGUAGAUCUGGACAUCCAAAUUAUCUGGUUGUUAAUGGAGCCAAGACAUCACCAGGUCAAUGGCCGUGGCUAGUGGCACUCUUCGUUGCUAACGAACGGACUGAAUUCGCCUUUCAAUGUGGUGGUAGUAUUUUGACGAAAAAACAUAUUUUAACAGCGGCGCAUUGCCUGAAGUUGGACAAUAGCAACGACACUUUUCCCCCUAAUGUGUUAAAAGUGGCCUUGGGUCAAUUUAAUUUGACCCAUUGGCGUGAAAAGGAAUCCACAACUCGCGACGUCGCAAACUAUAUGAUCCAUCCCAACUAUGCGCAUUCUUUCAACGGCGACUCUGAUUUGGCGAUUUUAAUACUCAGGAAAACCAUCGACUAUAACGACUACAUCAAACCUAUUUGCCUGUGGUCCGGUGCAACCACUCUUCAACAUACCAUUGGACAAAUGGGAUAUGUUGUGGGUUGGGGUUUUGAUGAAGACAAUAAUCGUUUCACUGAGGAUCCACGGUUGGCGAAGCUCAGGAUAGUCAGCCAGAUGGAUUGCCUUAAGAAUGACAGGAGUUUCUACGAUUUGACAUCUGAUCGCACCUUUUGCGCCGGCUUGUCAGGAAGUACUCCUUGUAAUGGUGACAGCGGAAGCGGACUGAUGAUUUUUGACUAUGCUUUGCAACGUUAUCAUUUACGCGGCGUCGUUUCACUAACGAUAAGCAAUGGACCCUUAGAAAUAUGUGAUCCUACCAAGUUCGUUGUUUUUGCUGACGUCGCCAAGUAUCUACCUUGGAUUCAACAGCAGAUCUACCCGUACAGUAAUGAGUAAUCUCUUACCUCUAUUAUGUAAAAUUUAUUAAAAACCAUGGCACUUAAUUAUGCAAAUGAUUUAAGAAUUGAAGUUACAAGAUUUUAUUUUUGACUUUUUACAGUAAUUUCUCGUAUCGUAAUGCAGUUAUCACAAUAGUAAAAUGAAACGUAUAAAGUGAUAUAAUGUAAUUAUUAUAUUAUUAUUGUAGGUUUAUAAAUAAUUAAGAAUAAAUCUUAUCGUAACACGUA
Messenger RNA from Solenopsis invicta (red fire ant), 2207 nucleotides. RefSeq names its product limulus clotting factor C. Gene Ontology annotation, biological process: proteolysis. Gene Ontology annotation, molecular function: serine-type endopeptidase activity. The record is from RefSeq and is a predicted model, not a curated record. The coding region runs from base 292 to 1977 and encodes 561 amino acids. The transcript is spliced from 7 exons. Lineage: Eukaryota; Metazoa; Arthropoda; Insecta; Hymenoptera; Formicidae.